AUGGCUCUGAUGGGGGGGUUUGCCAGAAUAGGCAAUAAUGAAAUCACCAUAUUAGUCAAUGAUGCGGAGAAGGGUAGUGACAUUGAUCCGCAAGAAGCUCAGCGAACUCUUGAAAUAGCUGAAGCUAACUUGAGUAAAGCAGAAGCGAAAGGUUACACCUAUAGGUUCUGUAUUGCAUGUCAAUUCUACUGUAAUAGUGCCAAUAGGUGGCAUAGGGGAAGAAGCACUACACCUAGGAAUCAACAAAACGAAAACUUUGUUAUAUAAUUCCCCUUCUUCAUCGGGAUCGGGACUACCAAGAAUGGUUAGGACAACAAACAUCCAUCUCGUUCGUACUUUGGAUACCCGUAUAACCAUCAAAGAUCGUUGAAGUGA
Nymphaea colorata (pocket water lily) is the source of this 375-nucleotide messenger RNA. RefSeq lists its product as uncharacterized. Gene Ontology annotation, biological process: proton motive force-driven ATP synthesis. The record is from RefSeq and is a predicted model, not a curated record. NCBI's taxonomy places the organism in Eukaryota, Viridiplantae, Streptophyta, Magnoliopsida, Nymphaeales, Nymphaeaceae. Gene Ontology annotation, molecular function: proton-transporting ATP synthase activity, rotational mechanism.